Melanotaenia boesemani (Boeseman's rainbowfish) is the source of this 4717-nucleotide messenger RNA. Its product is annotated as solute carrier family 12 member 6-like. Gene Ontology annotation, biological process: cell volume homeostasis; potassium ion homeostasis; chemical synaptic transmission. The coding region runs from base 258 to 3518 and encodes 1086 amino acids. Gene Ontology annotation, cellular component: membrane. Lineage: Eukaryota; Metazoa; Chordata; Actinopteri; Atheriniformes; Melanotaeniidae. The record is from RefSeq and is a predicted model, not a curated record. The transcript is spliced from 26 exons. Gene Ontology annotation, molecular function: potassium:chloride symporter activity.
CCCACCAAGGCGGAGGACCUCCCGGGACUCGACGACACGUCGCCUGACAUCAGCUCGCGCGUCGGGACAACCCGCGUGCGCUUCGGCUCCAGGGAGAGCGUCAGUCGAAAUGACCUGCUCAGCGAAGCGUCAGCAGGUGUGACAACUACCCGCCACGGGAGGAGGAGGAGGGGGCCGAUACACCAGAGCACUGCAGCAUAGAACAAGGUGAUGGAAAUUCGAAAAUCUCCAACGUAUACAUCAACAACACUCAUGGGAUGGAUGAUGAUGACUUCUAUGACAGAAACUUGGCCUUGUUUGAGGAGGAGAUGGACACUCGGCCGAAGGUGUCUUCUCUUCUCAACCGCCUGGCGAACUACACCAACCUGACGCAGGGGGCCAAGGAGCACGAGGAGGCCGAGAGCAUCGGUGAGAAGAAGAAAGCUGGCAAGUCACCACAGAUGGGGACGUUCAUGGGCGUUUACCUGCCGUGCCUGCAGAACAUCUUCGGCGUGAUCUUGUUCCUGCGGUUGACCUGGGUGGUGGGAACGGCUGGGGUGCUGCAGGCCCUCUGCAUCGUCUUCAUUUGCUGCUGCUGUACGAUGUUGACUGCAAUAUCGAUGAGUGCAAUCGCCACUAAUGGAGUUGUACCAGCGGGAGGCUCCUACUUCAUGAUCAGUCGGUCUCUGGGUCCCGAGUUUGGGGGUGCUGUAGGCCUGUGUUUCUACUUGGGCACCACCUUUGCCGGGUCCAUGUACAUCCUGGGAGCCAUUGAAAUCCUUCUGGUGUACAUCGUACCUGAGGCCUCCAUUUUUAAAGGUGACGGGUCGACCAUGUUGAACAACAUGCGGAUCUACGGCAGCAUCUGUCUCCUCUUGAUGUCCUUGCUGGUCUUUGUGGGCGUAAAGUAUGUGAACAAACUGGCCUCCAUCUUCUUGGCGUGCGUCAUCGUCUCCAUCAUUUCCAUCUACAUCGGAGCGCUGGUGUCUGCCUUCCACCCUCCAUAUUUUCCCGUGUGCAUGCUGGGGAACAGAACUAUCAAUGGCCACGAUGUUGGCGAGGACUGCGGGAAAACCUUCCUGGAGACGAUCAGUAAAACAGCAGAAUUAUCUGUCACAAACUUCACAGUUGAUUAUGAGAACAGCACAGGGCAGCCAACCCUUGCCCCUGCUCAGGUGGAAAAGCCCACAAAACUUUGGGGGCAUUUUUGUCCCAGCCAAGCACUCAAUGCCACCUGUGAUGAAUACUUCAACUCCAACAAUUUCUCAGAGAUCCAGGGGAUCCCUGGUCUGGCCAGUGGGAUUAUUUCAGAGAACCUGUGGAGCUCCUACCUCAGCAAAGGGGAUGUGGUGGAGAAAAGGUCGCUCCGCUCCUCCCACGUUGCACAUCCAGCAUCCAUUGAGCGGCCAUAUGUGUUUGCUGACAUCACAACCUCCUUCACGCUGCUGGUGGGCAUCUUCUUCCCUUCAGUCACAGGAAUCAUGGCUGGAUCCAAUCGGUCGGGGGAUUUAAAAGAUGCUCAGCGCUCCAUCCCUAUCGGAACCAUCCUUGCUAUCCUCACUACCUCUCUCGUCUACCUGAGCAGCGUUGUGUUGUUCGGAGCCUGCAUCGAUGGGGUCGUCCUCAGAGACAAGUUUGGGGAUUCGGUUAAAGGCCACUUGGUGGUGGGGACUCUGGCUUGGCCCACUCCUUGGGUCAUUGUGAUCGGCUCCUUCUUCUCGACAUGUGGCGCGGGCCUCCAGUCUCUGACCGGCGCGCCCCGACUCCUGCAGGCCAUCGCCAAGGACAACAUCAUCCCCUUCCUCCGGGUGUUUGGUCACGGGAAGGCUAACGGGGAGCCCACCUGGGCUCUGCUGCUGACGGCGCUGAUAGCCGAACUAGGGAUUCUCAUCGCCUCUUUGGACUUGGUUGCUCCCAUCCUUACAAUGUUCUUCCUGAUGUGUUACCUAUUUGUGAACCUGGCCUGUGCCCUCCAGACCCUCCUCAGGACGCCCAACUGGAGGCCACGCUUCUCUUACUACCACUGGACUUUGUCGUUUUUGGGGAUGACCAUCUGCCUGGCACUCAUGUUCAUAUCCUCUUGGUACUACGCAAUUGUUGCCAUGGUGAUUGCCGGCAUGAUCUACAAAUACAUUGAGUAUCACGGGGCAGAGAAGGAGUGGGGGGAUGGGAUCCGAGGUCUGUCACUCAGUGCUGCCCGUUAUGCCCUUCUGAGAUUGGAGGAGGGACCACCACACACCAAAAACUGGAGGCCCCAGCUGCUGGUGUUGCUAAAGCUGGACGAGGAUGCCCACGUUAAGUCUCCGCGCCUGCUGACCUUCGCCAGCCAGCUCAAGGCAGGAAAGGGCUUGACCAUCGUGGGCACCGUUGUCUCGGGCAACUUUCUGCAUAGCUUUGGAGAAGCUCUCGCUGCUGAACAAACUCUGAAGAAUCUGAUGGAUAAGGAGCGGGUGAAGGGCUUCUGUCAGUGCAUCGUGGCUCAGAAGGCACGUGAAGGUAUUAGCCACAUGAUUCAGUCCAGCGGACUGGGAGGGAUGAAACCCAACACUGUGGUCAUGGGGUGGCCUCAUGCCUGGAGGCAAAGUGAGGACCCGCAGUCCUGGAAGACCUUCAUCAACACAGUGCGGGUGACUACAGCGGCACACUUGGCCUUGCUGGUACCCAAGAACAUCUCCCUGUUUCCCAGCAACAGCGAGCCCUGCACAGAGGGCUACAUCGAUGUCUGGUGGAUCGUCCAUGAUGGGGGGAUGCUGAUGCUGCUGCCGUUCCUCUUACGACAACACAAGGUGUGGCGUAAAUGUGGAAUGAGAAUCUUCACGGUGGCCCAGAUGGAGGAUAACUCGAUUCAGAUGAAGAAGGAUCUGGCAACCUUCCUCUAUCAUCUACGCAUUGAGGCUGAGGUGGAAGUAGUUGAGAUGCAUGACAGCGACAUCAGCGCGUACACGUAUGAACGGACUCUGAUGAUGGAGCAGAGGUCUCAGAUGCUCAGACAGAUGCGACUCUCGAAAUCAGACCGAGAACGAGAGGGAAACCCUGGUAGCAGCAGCAGUAGGCCAGAGGCAGGUGGAGCAGCGAGGAAUCAGGCCCAGCUGGUGAAAGACCGGAACUCCAUGCUGCGUCUGACGAGCAUCGGCUCAGACGACGACGACGACACAGACGGCGGCGAGCGAGACAGAGCGGCGAGCGGCGGCAGCUCCGAGCACCACCGGCGUGUUCAGAUGACCUGGACCAAAGAGAAGACCUCACACUACAGAGCAACACACUCCGGCUGCUCCACACCCGAAGGCUUCAGAGACAUGCUGAGCAUCCGGCCGGACCACUCCAACGUCAGGAGGAUGCACACCGCCGUCAAACUCAACGAAGUCAUCGUCAACAAAUCUCACGACGCCCGGCUUGUGCUGCUCAACAUGCCAGGACCCCCCAAGAACACUGAAGGAGAUGAGAACUACAUGGAGUUCCUGGAGGUUCUAACCGAAGGGCUGGAACGCGUCCUGUUGGUCAGAGGCGGAGGAAGUGAAGUCAUCACCAUCUACUCCUGAUUGGACAAUCACAGGACGCCAGUGGUUCAGAAGUGAGCAGAGGGAGACGGUCGGGUCGGGCGUGAGCCCAUCACUGGCUGCAGCAUCAGUCACCCGCUCAGCUCUUUUCCUUUCAUCUUUACACUUUCUGUCAUGACAACGGUUUCAAUUCCACAAAUGUCAAGCUGGAGAAAAGCCAGCACAGUUCCACCAACAACAACGAGAGAUCAGCUGUGCAUGAGUGUGUAUGAGUGUGUUUGUGUGUGCGAGUCUUCCACCAGAAGGAUCUUGGGCCAGUUGAAGGGACCGGUGUUGUGUUGGGAGCAGGUGUGUGCGGUGCAGCUGUGCAUCAGGAAAAAUGUGAGAACGGUCCCAGAACAGACUCAGGGUUGCUCCAAGUACAGACGUUUCUGGUGUCCGGUGAGUCAUGUCUGAUCAGUUUCUUUAUCCUUUAAGGCGAAGAAGAGUUUAAGGCAGCACUCAGUAAAAAAGUGGAAAAGCAGCAUCAGAAGUAAGACGUCGAGUUUCAACCACACUCGUAGGAACAGACAGCUCUUAUUCUGAAGAGACCACAUGUGUGGGGUCGAUAUUUCUUCUUUAUAUAUGCUGGAAUUUCUGCACCAAAUUCACUUUGUCCAUUUUGAUUGAAGAUUUAAUUGUUUUCUAGCAGAUGUCCGAAUUUGCUGCCAUUUCUUCAAAUCUAAAGCAUAGAAACCCGGAUCAUUUAUUCACUAGGAAUAAAAUUAGCCCUAAAUGUUUGGUUUUUAUGUAUAUUUUCAGUUUCAUUUUUUAUUACAUCAAAAUAUGUGAUCAGAAUUCUGACUAAAACAAAAACUCAGCUCACGGUUGGGCUUUCCACCCGCCCUGAGUCAAGAUGGAGAAGAUCGUUUUCCCUGAAGCUGUCAAAAUGGCCAAAUUUAUUACAAUUUGAUCUUGUCCUGUUUUAAUUUUAAUUUUAUCAUGUUGUUUUAUUUCAAGUCUAACUUUUCAUCCUUUUUGCACGAUACUAGGAACAUAUCUUUAACUGUAAAACGGUCGUACCCAGCUCAUAUUCCUUCUGCACAUUUAUGGAUGUAUUGAUCUCAGUCCUGGAAAACUAAAAGGAUAUCAGUAUAAACGAAGCUCUGGAUUCUGUCUUGUUCAGUUGUACCAGUCAGUAGGUGAUGUCAGGAGAGUUUGUUUAUAAAAGGGAGGUAAAACCUCUCGGUUGUAGUUGACCU